Messenger RNA from Bactrocera dorsalis (oriental fruit fly), 5938 nucleotides. RefSeq lists its product as uncharacterized. Bases 3358 to 4935 code for a protein of 525 amino acids. The transcript is spliced from 2 exons. The record is from RefSeq and is a predicted model, not a curated record. Gene Ontology annotation, molecular function: zinc ion binding; nucleic acid binding. Lineage: Eukaryota; Metazoa; Arthropoda; Insecta; Diptera; Tephritidae.
GACGCCUCUGUUGUGAGUUGCGGAGGCAGACUCCUGCAGCAUGGGGCAACGUAGAAAUCACUCCACUCACGUGUGGUGCGCAGGCCGGAACACGUCAGGAAGUGACACCAGCCAGCACAAGAAUUGCACUUAACUGAUGUGAAAUUCCGACGUAUGACGGCCUGACACACGGAACAGACUGUGCGAGGAACCAAGAGUUGCUGAUUGGUUCUCGCACGAGGAUUGGAGCGGGAUGAAGGUUGGGGGGGGACAAGUCAGAGUGGGAGCUAUGUUGCCUGGUUGAGCUCCUGACCGUAGAGGUCCUCGGUUGGCCACUCUGAUUGAGUGGCGGCGCGGCGCGCGAACUGUGUGCAGAUUGCACAGCCAUAGAGCCUUGUGUCGCAGUAUUGCGUAGGCAACAUGGGGCCACGUAACGCGUGGUCCACUCCCUGUGGGUCUUAAGGCCUGAACAGGUCUUAAGAUGGCUCCAUCCAUUGCAUGUGUUACACCUGACCGAGGUGCAGUUUGGAUGGAGACUUUUAGCGCAGACGCAGCAGAAAAAUUCCUCCGGGCCCGGGUUGGACUUAAUGCCAGCACGAGUCAGGAGGAUACGGAGCAACCCUGCUGCAAGGCGUUGCUCCAAUGACGACACACACAAAUUAGUACUCACCGAUCCAAACGGGGUUAGAUCGCCGAAAGAACAGCCCUUGUUCGGAUGAAAUUCGAGUCAAUUCCGGUGCGUUGAACCGGUUGUCGUGGGAAUUGUCGGCGCACCCUAAUAGUGUGUGGUUGUUGGAAUGCGUGUACGAGUGUAUGGGUAUACAGUCUCGGAAAUUUCAGCACAAGACUAAGUUCAUCAUUAUUGCAUCAGCCGUUGAUUGUGCUGUGAUUGGUUGUCUGCAUGUUGUCACUUCAAGAAGUACCAUUUUAGCGGAGAAUAGCGUAGCGUCGCUGUCGUCAAGUGUGGUUCGGUGGUAAGCACAGAAAGAAGAAAACGAAACAGAGUCAGCUGUAUAUAAAACCUCAGUAUAUACAGUAAUAAAGCUUUACUUUGUUUACAUACAUAUAUUCAACUCUAGAAAAUCUUAGGGCUUUGUGUAACACUUUUUUUUGCUACUUUCAUGGUAAUUAGGGUGUUGUGUUAGAAAUUAAGCUACAUAUACAUUUUAAAGUUUGAUGGCCAGCGCUUUAACAGAUAUUAUGUAAUUUAAGUGUUUGCGUUGUUUAAGUGAUUAUUUUGAACCACUUGGCAUGUUUUUUAAAUUUUACUGAGAUGUUACUUGUUAUGUAAGUUCUUUUUAUUUUAACAAGUGUUAAACACGCUUCAAGAAUUUCUUAAAUUUUGCAUGCAAAAAGAAACAGUCUUGGGCGGUAAACUUUCGUUUGAUAUACAUAUACAAAUUGAUUAGCCGUUACAAAAGAAAAGUAUGUGGAAUUCGCAUUUAGAUAUAUGAAUACAAUUUUGCAAAUAAUUUAAUUAAAUAAAAUAAGCGAAUUUUAAGAUAAAAAACGAUAUUAGCUUAGAAAAUCAGCUUCUUUUAUGUUUUCUGUCGGUCAAAUGUAAACAAAUACAUUCAGAAGAAAACUCACCACCGAGAAAUCUAAAAACAGAGCUGCAUUUUAUUAUUAAGAACUCACUACAAAAAGAAUAUCUGAAUAUCAGUAAAUGAUAUUUUUAUGGGCGAAAUAUUGCACACAUUAGUAAAUAUAUGUAGGACUAAGAAAUGCAACCGUGCGGACUGGACAUUUUUGACACGCGACAACACUGACUGAACGAAAAGGGGACGCGAACGGAAAAAAACUAAUAACGGACGACACUUGCAUAGCGGACGGCGACCUGUAAAGUUUAAGCACAAGCUUUGUUAAUAAGUAUUUUCUAUCGUGAAGUGUAUUAAGCAUCCAAGUAUAUUGUAAAGUAGCAGUUAUUUAAAGAAAGCAUUGAUAGUUUGUGAAGUUGGCUAAAGUGAGAUAAAAUAAAGUGAAUUCUAUUGAAACAGCGAAGUUGAUCCAAUUCUAUUGGUGUGCAUCAGCCAUUGGUUACAGCAGACCGGACUUAGCGAGUCCGCUACGUUUCCUUUAUAUCGGUCAGGUUGGCCGUACGCUAUACUCGUCAUUUGGAGGCUCAACGUGAGCUAUCCUACAAAUUGGGGGCUCAACCGACGAAUUGAGGGCAUAUUCUUGCAUUUGGCUAUUGUCUCGGCUCAGCUCAGCUUAAUUUUAUUUGGCGGUAUUGUGCACUGCAGAACAACUCGGAGGCAGCAGCAUCUAGCAUUCGAUCGAGACUCGGUAGAGCAGCGAGUCAAACGUGAGCGUCGGAAGCAGUUAUAAAUACAGUUCUAGUGUGGAAGCAGUUAUAAAUACAGGUGAGGUACAGUUAUAGUGCAAGAGUACAGUUCUAGAAGCAUAUCACGUUACGGUACCUACAUAUACAUACAACAAUCAAGUCGGAGUUGGUUUGCGUCGGCAAACAAACAAAUAGCGAAACGGUUGCGCCGCAAUAACGCAUCAGAAUCAGCGAAGAGUGCAAGAGUUUUAUAGAAGCAUAGCAAGCAGCGACGUUACGGUACGUGUACAACAAUCAAGUUGGAGUUGGUUUGCGUCGGCAAACAAGCAUACAGCGAAACGGUUGCGCCGCAAUAGCGCAUCAGAAACAGCGAAGAGUACAAGAUCGACGGCAACACACGUACACAAGUGUAACAAUCAGCGAGGUUGAGCGUCAGCAACAAGUCGGCAACAAACAGGUUGCGGUUGGCUCGUGGUUUCGAACGAGCAGUGUGAAAACGGUUGCGCCGCAACAGCGCAGCAGAAUCGGCAACGCAUAGGUUGCAGUUGGCUCGUGGUUUCGAACGAGCAGUGUGAAAACGGUUGCGCCGCAACAACGCAGCAGAAUCGGCAACGCAUAGGUUGCGGUUGGCCCGUGUUUUCAAACGAGCAGUGUGUGGAAACGAGCAGUGUGUGAAAACGGUUGCGCCGCAACAGCGCAGCAGAAUCGGCAACACAUUAAUCGGGGACAGUUCUGGUUGUCAAGCGAAACAUUCAUCAAAACGGUUGCGCCGCAAUAGCGCAACAGAAGCAGUGGAUACGGCAACACAGGUGCAUAGGCGUAACAGACAGCGAGCGUUACGCGUUACGAUCAAGUUGGCAACGAACGGGUUGCAGCAGCAGAGUCGGCGUGAAGCGGUGAAAAGUGUAUUGGCAACGGCAGCGUACAUCGAGGAUUACAGGUUACGUUCAUAUUAUUAAGUUUUUUAAAUUGCUUAUAAUUUAUUUCUAUAUUAUAAAUUUAAAUUAAUUUUUAUUAAAUUAACAUUGUAACAUAAGGUCAUAAUACUUAUAUCAUUGUAUUGUUUUAUUGAAUAUUGUAAAGGAGUACUCAAAAUGGAGGCUCAGACCAUAUUAAACAUGACAGUGACAAUGUUAAAAGAAAGGUUAAAAGAAGCAGGGCUACCGACAAAUGGACGCAAGAAGGAAUUACGAGACAGACUUCUGACACACUACGGUCUUCUAAACGAUGACGACGAAAGCGAGAGUGAGGUCGAAUCAGUGGAACCGCUUUGUGAAAGUGUGUUGGGUAAAGGUCCGGUGCCAGCCACGGUUCCUCAUUUUACAUUUAGGGAAAUUGAAGAAAGUUUAGCGUCAUUUAACGGUACAGACGGGCAGGAAGUAAAUCAAUGGGCAGAAUCUUUUGAAGAAAACGCACAUAUAGUAGGCUGGUCGGAAAUUCAUAAAUUUAUUUACGCAAAACAGCUUCUCAGAGGAGCUGCUAGGGCAUUUAUUCGAAGUCAAACCGGUAUCCGUGAUUGGAUAUCUUUGAAACAAGCUUUAAUUGACGAAUUCGAAACAUCAUUUUCAUCAGCUGAGGCACAUAGGCUUUUAAGGAAUCGUCAAAAGAGACAUAACGAGACAUUUAUUGAAUUUUUAUAUGCCUUAAUGGAAAUAGGGAAACGGGUAAAACUGGAGGAAGCCAGCGUAAUAGAAUAUUUUAUACUAGGGAUUCCCGAUUCAAAAUUGAACAAGUCGGUUUUAUACCAAGCAAGGAAUAUAAGGGAAUUAAAAGAGCAAAUAAAAAUUUAUGAGAAAAUUAAAUAUAAACUAAAGGUGGAAGUUGAAAACAGAGUUAGUAUUAAGGAAGAUAGGAAGGAAAAUACUCAACGUACAAUUCUAAACCGCGCAUGUUUCAAAUGUGGCGAAACUUCGCAUAUAGCAAAGGAUUGCACAAGUCAACAAUUUAGAUGUUACAAGUGCAACAAAGUCGGCCAUAAACGCAACGAAUGUCCGACAGUUCAAACGAAAGGGGGAAGAGACAAUUUAAAUACAAUUACCGAAGUAGCGUUCAAACCUUCAGAGGCAGAUUUUGGUCUAAAGUUUAAAAUGGUAAAAGUAGGGAAUGUAAUUUUUCCUUCGUUAGUUGAUACAGGUAGUCGUUUGUGUUUGAUAAGGGUAGAUACAGUCGAAAAACUUAAUCUUAAAGUUAAGCCAAACAAAGAUAAAAGAGUGUUAGGCGGAAUCGGUAAUUCAGAAGUGGUCACGCUAGGUAGUUUCGAAACCAGAGCUAAAGUAGAUGAUAUUGAGAUAAAUAUCAUUUUUCAUAUUGUCAACAAUAGGGAUCUUCAAUAUCCGGCAUUAAUAGGACGUUCAAUUUUGGGUCAAGUCGAUUUAAUUGUUGGCGAGGAGAGCGAUAGGUUUCUAAGGAAGGAUAAACCAGAUAUUUGUCAGGAGGAAAACAAAAAGUAUAAUCGUAAAAUUGCAGAAGAGGCAGAAAUAGCAGCUUUUAGUAUGAUUUGUAUAGAUGAGCAGGAGCCGGAAUCAACGUAUGAUUUGUCACAUCUCGAUAAGGGAAAAAUGUUAGAAGUGGAAAAGCUGAUUGCUCAAUAUGAGCCAAAAAGAAUCAAAUUUUCCCCGGUAGAAAUGAAAAUUGUUUUAAAGGACGAUGUGUAUCAUUUCAAGACCAAAUAAUCGUAGAUGCUCAAGUAAAGCAAUGGCUAGAUGAGGGUAUUAUUACUUCAAGCGUAUCCGAUUACGCGUCGCCGAUUGUGCUUGUGUCUAAAAAAGAUAAAUCAAAACGUUUAUGUUGCGAUUAUCGCAAAUUAAAUGAGAAAAUUCUGCGCGAUAAUUUUCCAAUGACAUUAAUUGACGAGGUAGUCGAGAAGCUCCAGGGACAUAAAGUUUUUUUUGGCUAAUGGAUUUUUGCAUGUUCCUGUCGAAGAAAGUUCUAGAAAAUAUACAUCGUUUGUAACAAUGAAAGGCCAAUUUGAAUUUAAAUUCGUGCCGUUUGGUAUCUCAAAUUCACCAGCGGUAUUCUGUAGAUUUAUCCAUUCGAUUUUUAAAGACCUAAAAGAUGAGGGAAGUGUAGUCACUUAUAUGGAUGAUUUAAUUAUUCCAUCCACAGACGAGGAAGAGGGGUUAAUAAAACUAAAGAAAGUUCUUAGAGUAGCAUCAGAUGCUGGGCUACAAAUUAAGUGGAAAAAGUGUAAUUUUUUGAAGCGUAAAGUAAAUUUUUUGGGGUAUGUAAUCGAAGAUAGCACAAUUCGUCCGUCUGAUGAGAAAACCAGAGCGGUUAAAGCUUUCAAGCCACCUAGAGACAAGAAAGCCAUUCAACAGUUUUUAGGGUUAACAUCAUACUUUCGGAGAUUUAUUCAAAACUAUGCGCUAGUGGCUAAGCCAUUAUCAGAUCUUUUGAGAAAAGAUCAACAUUUCAAGUGGGAGGAAGAGCAGGCGAUUGCUUUCGAGCAACUUAAGUCCUCACUAUCACGAUCUCCAGUUUUAGAAUUAUAUAAUCCAAAUGCAAUUACGGAAGUUCAUACAGAUGCAUCAAAGCACGGGUAUGGGGCGGUAAUGUUGCAAAAGACGGCAGAGGAUGAAUCAUAUCAUCCAGUGCAAUUCAUGAGCCAGAAAACAAGUUCAGCGGAAGAGAACUACCAUUCUUAUGAACUUGAAGUACUCGCCAUCGCACUAUGGU